AUGCAACGCGCUGCCGCUUCGCACUCAUCUCCCAAAGACUCUCCCUCCACUCCUAACGGUCCACCCGCCAAGCGCCAGCGCACAUCCGCAGCCUCGUCGCCCGCAACACCCUCCGACCUUGAAGCCGUCAACGCCGCAAUUGCUGCUGAAGAGCUCAAGCGCAGUCAGGCCAUCGAGAAAGCUGCCGCCGAGGCUGGCGAAACCCGCUGGGUACUGUCGUUUCGCGAGCCCGAGAAGGAGGCGCGCCAGCGGAGCGCAUUGCGCGUUGUGAGCGCAGGCUACGCAGCCCUGGACAACGAUGAUGACAGUGACGAAGAAGAUGACGCGCCGCAAGUGGGUCGCAUGUCAUUCGGCAAGAAGCCGGAGGCACCGAAGAAGAACGAAGACAGCGAGAGUGACGAGGGAAGCAGUAGCGAGAGCGAUCAGGACGAAGAUCCCGCCGCGAAGAUGAUUCGCGAGGCGCGCAAGGAGGCGGCGAGGGAAAAGAGGAAGGAGAAGAAGAAGGCCAAGACGGAGAAGGCCGCUCAGCUGGCACAAGAGCGGAGAAACCGCAGUCCUCACGUCAAACUGAAUGCGUUGACCAGCAUCUCGAAUGCUGGCAGUGGAGCUUCAUCAAACUCUAACAUGGAAUGCUUUGGCUGCGGCAAGAAGGGCCAUGCGAAGAAGGACUGCCCGAACCGAAAGAAAAGAAGGAACUGA
Messenger RNA from Lasiodiplodia theobromae, 699 nucleotides. RefSeq names its product Zinc knuckle protein. The transcript has a single exon. Gene Ontology annotation, molecular function: nucleic acid binding; zinc ion binding. The record is from RefSeq and is a predicted model, not a curated record. Bases 1 to 699 code for a protein of 232 amino acids. NCBI's taxonomy places the organism in Eukaryota, Fungi, Ascomycota, Dothideomycetes, Botryosphaeriales, Botryosphaeriaceae.